Eremothecium sinecaudum is the source of this 150-nucleotide messenger RNA. RefSeq names its product Mco6p (gene MCO6). The transcript has a single exon. The coding region runs from base 1 to 150 and encodes 49 amino acids. Lineage: Eukaryota; Fungi; Ascomycota; Saccharomycetes; Saccharomycetales; Saccharomycetaceae. Gene Ontology annotation, biological process: outer mitochondrial membrane organization. The record is from RefSeq and is a predicted model, not a curated record.
AUGAUAGCCUUCUUUCAACAAAUACGCAGCAUUUUUAGGGAAUCUCACACACCACUCCAACAGAUAAUCCUGUCCAGAAAAGCUUUCUUUCAACUUCUCGGUUACCUAGGGGCUUGCACGAUAUUCACUGUACUGGCACAAGCCUACUAA